AUGUCAAUUUUCACUGGACUCGGUCGUAUAUUUGAAAGAAACUCGAUAUAUGUUGGUACUAUCUUGUUUGGAGCUUUCGCUUUUGAAGGUUUUUUCGACAGUGCUAUAAACAGAUGGUGGGAUGCUCACAACCACGCUAAAUUGUGGUCUACCGUGAAACCUAAAUUCAUUGAAAAUGACGAGGACGAAGAAGAUGAUGAAUAG
Messenger RNA from Lodderomyces theae, 204 nucleotides. It is a transcript of the gene QCR9, whose product is annotated as ubiquinol--cytochrome-c reductase subunit 9. The transcript is spliced from 2 exons. Gene Ontology annotation, biological process: mitochondrial electron transport, ubiquinol to cytochrome c. The record is from RefSeq and is a predicted model, not a curated record. Bases 1 to 204 code for a protein of 67 amino acids. Lineage: Eukaryota; Fungi; Ascomycota; Pichiomycetes; Serinales; Debaryomycetaceae.